Messenger RNA from Lynx canadensis (Canada lynx), 906 nucleotides. RefSeq names its product cytidine deaminase (gene CDA). The record is from RefSeq and is a predicted model, not a curated record. The transcript has 4 exons. Gene Ontology annotation, cellular component: cytosol. Lineage: Eukaryota; Metazoa; Chordata; Mammalia; Carnivora; Felidae. Gene Ontology annotation, molecular function: cytidine deaminase activity; zinc ion binding. The coding region runs from base 45 to 485 and encodes 146 amino acids.
GCAGGGGACUGACUUCUACGCCUCCGCCGCCCUGGGGCACAGACAUGGCCCAGGAGCGUCCCGCCUGCGCCCUGGAGCCCGAGCUCGUCCAGCGGCUGCUGCUCUCCUGCCGGGAGGCCAAGAAGUCCGCUUACUGUCCCUACAGUCACUUCCCCGUGGGCGCCGCGCUCCUCACUCGGGACGGGAGGAUCUUCUCCGGGUGCAACAUUGAAAACGUCUGCUACCCAAUGGGCGUCUGUGCGGAGCGAACCGCCAUCCAGAAGGCUAUCUCAGAAGGGCACAGGGAGUUCAGGGCAAUUGCUAUCUCUAGUGACCUCCAGGAUGAUUUUAUCUCACCAUGUGGAGCCUGUAGGCAAGUCAUGAGAGAGUUUGGCACCAACUGGGCUGUCUACAUGACCAAGCCGGAUGGCACAUAUGUUGUCAGGACAGUCCUGGAGCUGCUACCUGCCCCCUUCGGGUCCUUGGGCCCGCAGAAGAUCCAGUGAAGGUCGGAAAACACCCACCACCUGGAAGAGCCUGGGUUUUCACGUGUGCUUGAGGAGACAGCCGCCCGGAGAACUUGAUGAAGAUGUUCUCACAGGCCUGGGGACAUCGGCCAAAUGGGCCCCAGCCCUUCCGGGGGCUGGGCAGACGAGGCUUUUUCCAAAUUACACUCAAGCAUGACGGUCUUCACCUGAACCGAUAAAGCGUUUCAUUCUGUUCUGGGCCAACGUCCCUCCUUGCAACCCACCUUGUCCUCUCCGGGACAGGACCACCCAUCCCUUCCUCCUUUCCUGCAGUCCCUCUUUAAAAUUCCAGCCAAGUCUGGACCUCUUCCCUGUCAGCCUUCCCAAGGUCCCAUCCUGUUCUGAGUGACUUUUCUAAUUAUAGACAUCACGGAACAUCCCGAUUUGGGAGUGCAUGUUU